Xenopus tropicalis (tropical clawed frog) is the source of this 1515-nucleotide messenger RNA. Its product is annotated as oocyte zinc finger protein XlCOF6.1-like. The record is from RefSeq and is a predicted model, not a curated record. The transcript has a single exon. Gene Ontology annotation, biological process: positive regulation of transcription by RNA polymerase II. Gene Ontology annotation, cellular component: nucleus. Bases 62 to 1330 code for a protein of 422 amino acids. Lineage: Eukaryota; Metazoa; Chordata; Amphibia; Anura; Pipidae.
AGAUUGCAGCAUUAAUCCCCUUACAGAACAGAUACAGGGAACAGACACACCUACUCCUAUCAUGGGGUGCAGCCUGAACAUCUUAAAAAUGAAGGGUAAUAAAAAUUCCCUCCAAUCUCCACAUAAAUCUCACGCAACAAAAACUGUAGGAAAAUACAGCUGCAAUGAGUGUCAGAAACAAUUUACUUAUAAGAGAGACUAUGAUAAACAUCAUAGAACCCACAAAAGUAAAAAACCCUUUUUUUCAAUUCGAUCCAACCUUAAACGCCAUCAAAUAACCCACACAGUGGAGACACCUUUUUCUUGUUCUGAAUGUGGGAAAUAUUUUUUAAGCCAUUCACACCUUGCUCGUCAUCAAAGGACUCACACAGGGGAGAAACCAUUCUCUUGUUCUGAAUGUGGGAAAUGUUUUGCAAGCAAAUCUGACCUUAAAGGCCAUCAAAUAACCCACACAGGGGAGAAACCAUUUUCUUGUUCUGAAUGUGGUAAAUGUUUUUCAAAGCAAUCUAACCUUGCUUGUCACCAAAGAACUCACACAGGGGAGAAACCUUUUUCUUGUUCUGAAUGUGGGAAAUGUUUUUUAACCCAUUCACACCUUGAUCGUCAUCAAAGGACUCACACAGGGGAGAAACCAUUCUCUUGUUCUGAAUGUGGGAAAUGUUUGUCAAGUAAAUCACAACUUAAAAUUCAUUAUAGAACCCACACAGGGGAGAAACCAUUUUCUUGUUCUGAAUGUGGGAAAUGUUUUUCAAAGCAAUCUGACCUUAAACACCACCAAAUAACCCACAGAGGAGAGAAACCAUUUUCUUGUUCUGAAUGUGGGAAAUGUUUCUUAAAUAGCUCUAACCUUGCUCGUCAUCAAAGGACUCACACAGGGGAGAAACCAUUCUCUUGUUCUGAAUGUGGGAAAUGUUUUUCAAAGCAAUCCCACCUUGUUUGUCAUCAAAGGACUCACACAGGGGAGAAACCAUUUUCUUGUUCUGAAUGUGGCAAAUGUUUUUCAAAUCAAUUUAACCUUGAUCGUCAUCAGAGAAUUCACACAGGGGAGAAACCAUUUUCUUGUUCUGAAUGUGGCAAAUGUUUUUCAAACCAAUGGUACCUUAAAAAUCAUCAUAGAAGCCACACAGGGGAGGCACCAUUUACUUGUGAAUGUGGGAAAUGUUUUUCAAAUCAAUCCCACCUUGUUUGUCAUCAAAGGACUCACACAGGGGAGAAACCAUUUUCUUGUUCUGAAUGUAGCAAAUGUUUUCCAAAUCGAUUUAACCUUGAUCGUCAUCAGAGAAUUCACACAAGGGAGAAACCAUUUUCUUGUUCUGAACGAGGGAAAUAAUUUGUAUUGAACAGAAGUCUAAAAAUACUGUAAACUUGUUUUACAAAUGAGGCAUCAGGCAAAUAUUUUUAUGUCCACCAUAAAAUGUUUCUUUAAGAGAACCCUUAGACCAGGGGCCCCAACCUUUCUUACUUUUGAGCCACAGUCAAAUGUAAAAAGUCUUGUAGAGCUACACAAACUCCAUA